UAUUACCCGUCUGGCUCGGAUAUAUCAAUUUCUUUUGGGUGAUCAAUAUCCAAUCAAAAAGGCGGACAAUAUCUGGAAGGGUAAUAAUAUAAUAUAUAGAUCGAGGUAAUAUUUUGUUUUAAACACUUAACCACCAUCAGAUUAAAUUCUGAGAGAUUGUACACGAUGAUUUUUAUAGCUGAAGGUGGAGCUCUAUAUAGAUGACGAUGAUAUGUGACCAUUAGUGCAUAAAUAUGGGGUUUUCCGUGGAUUGAGUUUCAUGAAGUUAAAAUUGCAAUGUAUUUAAAACCUUACUUGGAUAAUUCAAGCAGUAUUUACAAAGAGAGCUUUCAUGUGGUAUACACUAAGUAAAAAGAUGAUAAACAUGAUGACUAUUAAAUAUGUUUCCUACAUAUUAUUGUUAAUAGAAUUAAUGGCAUACACUAACGGAUUUUCUCAAUAUGAUUCGACGAAGACCAAAUGUGUUGAAGACAACAAUAAAACAUUCACUUGUAACUUUAUACCGAAGACUCUCCCAGUUGGAGUCACGACAGUGCAUUUGAAUUUGAGUCUGGUGGGUAACAUGUAUCUGAACAAGUCUACGUUCAUUGACCAUUCUUGGAAUAAAGUAAAACUUCUAGAGAUCAAUGUUGACUUACCAUCUAGAGCAGGUCACUUGAUUUUACAAGAUUAUUGUUUUAAUGGUUUGGAACAAUUGAAAGAAUUAAGAAUGCAUAUGGAAUGCUCAUUUUAUACGAAUCCCAAUACUUUCCUUGGCGUUAAAGACGUAGGCGUUCUAGAUUUAAGCAGGAGUGUUCAAUUAACAUUGAAGGAUUUAAUUCCUGCUCUAAAUGGAUCUGAUAAGUUGCCGGAAUUAAAUAAAUUGAUAUUAUCAAAAUGUUCUCGUGAUUCACAGCCGUUGUCUUUUGAUAACCAACUCAUAGACGUACUUCAGUCAAAGAAAAUUCAGUAUUUGGAUGUGAGUAGUACUGAUAUAAAAACAAUAAAUUUUACAGCCGUUUUUAAACGAUUAGCCUUCUUGGAGGUCUUGGAUGCAUCAUAUAGUAAUAUUGGUUUCUUCAUAUCUUCUUAUUUAGAGCAAGGCGACAUGAAACGCAUAAAAUUUGUUGAUUUGAGUUUCGUUAAUCUUCCGAAGAAGGUAUUUCAUCUUCCACCAGGCAGACUUGUGAUAGAGAAUACAAAUACUAGUUUUUCUAAACUUUCUAAUCAGGAAAAUGCCAAACUAUUUUUAACUCCUGAAAUUGUAAAUGCGAGCGGUAUUAUUCCUCACGUUUCGUCGAUUUGGAUAAAAAACGUCAAUUUUACCGUAGACGUAGAUCCUCUUACCUUCACAAAAGAAUUGAUCAUGAGGCAAAAUAAUUUAAGGUGGCUUGAUGUGAAUGUCAUUUGCGAGAAUUUUAAAUUUUCAUCAUUCAGUCGCAUGGAUUUAUCUGAAAAUGGUAUGCAGUUUUUACAUCCAAACUUAUUGUCAUGCUUUCCAAAUCUGCAAAAAUUAGACUUGUCAAGCAAUCAGUUAGUGAAAAUGUCCCGGGAGAACAUAGGGUUGUUUGAAACUUUAUUUUCUGGUCUCAGAUAUUUAAAAAAAGUUAACAUGUCAAAGAAUAGUUUAAAUACACUUCCGAAGAAAAUAUUCGAGAAUAAUAGGAAUAUCGAAAUUAUCGAUUUAUCGGGUAACUUAUUAGAUCAAGUUCACAUUACUUUGGCUAAAUUGUCGAGACUUACCAUGCUAAAUCUAUAUGGAAACAAUAUUCAUGUCUUAGACCAAAUGUCUAUUUAUAACUUGAAUAGCAUUUCAUACGGUAAUGUUUCAGACAUCAGGAAAAUCAUUGUUAUUUUAAAAGCAAAUCCCAUUUCGUGUUCAGAAUGCAAAGAACUAUCAUUUCUCGUUUGGCUGACAUCAACGAAUCUUGUUGAUCUUGAUUCACAGCAACUGAUUUGUUACAAUGAAAAGGAUGAAACAGAAAUAAUAACACAAGAGACUGUCAAGAAAGUCAAGUUGAUUUGUCGAAGGAAGGUUAUUAUUACUGCAACAAGCAUUUUGGCGGGAUGUAUUUUACUUAUUCUUAUAAUUUCACUUCUGAUAUUUUAUAUCCGAAGAAAGCAUAGGAAAAGGUUACAAAAUAGAGCAAAUGUAAUUAAUUUGUUACGUCAGGGUGAUGGUAACUAUGAAUUUGCCGUUUUUCUUGCCUUCAGCAAUGAAGAUGAGGACUUUGUCAAUACGCAUAUUCUACAUCAGCUGAAUGAAAAUCUUCAGUUGAUGACAGGAGUUGAUAGAGAAUUAGUUUGUACAGGUGACCGACAUUUUCGACCUGGUUUCUAUGUUCAAAAUGAGACGUGCAGACGCUUGGCGACAGCGUCCGUUUUAAUUGUAGUAGCUUCGGAAAACUUUUGUCAAAGUGUUUAUUGUAGAGGUGAACUUGAGCAAGCGUUCAUGGAAGGGAAACCAAUCAUUUUGAUGUUUAUUGAACAAGUGGAGCAAGAACUGAUGCCACCAACUAUGAGAGAGGUAUACCAAAGGAAUGUAAGGAUUGUGUGGACAUUUGAAAACGGUGAAUACAAAAUGAAAACAACAUGGGAAAAUGUUUGUAAAUCAGUUUUAGACCUUAUCAAAUGAGGACCAAUGUUCGCGUUAAAGUACAUGUACAUAAAAUAGUGUGUCUUCAACUUUAUAACGUAGCUACAUGUGAUGCCUCAAUAUCUCAACUUUGAGAAUAGGCUGCUAUGGUCAAGCUCACUGUUACAAAAAAUAAGAAAAUUUACAAAAGUUUUUUUUUUUGUAGACAAAUCUGAGAGAAUUAAAGACGAAUAUAUACAAAUCAGGCUUUAAUUUAAAUAAUGACACGGAUUCAUUAAUCAUUCGCAUGUGUGUUCUUCGUGAUGUAGUAGAGAUCAGAAAGUAUAUCAACGUUAUGUUUUUAAUAGUAUUAUUUUCAAAGAAAUACAUGUGCAUGUGUAUAUUUGUAAGUUUGUAAAAUUCUUUAAUGUUUGAGCAUUUUAAGGGUUGACUUUUGUAAAGAUUUUUGGUUCUAAACGUUUUGCAAAACGUUUGUUUGUUUGUUUGUUUUUUUAUGGUUUUUUUCUGGUUCAUCCAGGAUUUUUAUUAUAUUUGUUUUUAUCCAUCGUUAAAUAUAUAAGGUUCUACUGAUAACUUACAAACUUCCACAAAUUACAAACUACUUAUCCAUCAUUAUGUCUGAAUCAGUGGUGAGAGACAAAUGACUACUACACCUACUGUCUGAGGUCAAUUACCACGGAGAAAGGGGAUCAUACCAGACACCUCUGGAUAACAAAUCUGAUAAUCUGUUUAUUUAUCUAAGCAGUCAUUUCCUGUUUCAAAUUAUUGACAAUGUUAGCUUUUAAUAAAAGCUAGAAGCCA
Ruditapes philippinarum (Manila clam) is the source of this 3376-nucleotide messenger RNA. RefSeq names its product toll-like receptor 4. Gene Ontology annotation, biological process: signal transduction. The record is from RefSeq and is a predicted model, not a curated record. The coding region runs from base 332 to 2614 and encodes 760 amino acids. Lineage: Eukaryota; Metazoa; Mollusca; Bivalvia; Venerida; Veneridae. The transcript has a single exon. Gene Ontology annotation, molecular function: protein binding.